This is a messenger RNA of Penicillium egyptiacum, 2565 nucleotides long. The record is from the annotation of a GenBank genome assembly. NCBI's taxonomy places the organism in Eukaryota, Fungi, Ascomycota, Eurotiomycetes, Eurotiales, Aspergillaceae.
AUGUUGCCCAAAUUCUUGCAAAGCAGCUACACUCGCUACAAAGAUGACACCAACAGUUUUGCAACCUGGCUCCUUCAGGCAGCCGGCAAAUGUGGCUACCAACCGCCCAGCCUCACUUCUACCGCGUCCACCUUAAACAAGGGCAAAAGCAAGAGCAAAAAUAAGGCGGCGAAUCACUCAGAUCCAGUCCAGUACACCACGACUAUCAAGGAUCUUCAACUGUUGGCUGAUGUUGUAGCCAAGUCUGCUCUCACUGUGCCUAAGCCAGUUCUCAUCAUCGCCAAACGAGCGAUCAAAUUGAGGAAACAUGUCACUUCUUGGUUUUUGGGGCAAGGUGACUCCCAGAAUAACAAGAGACACGCUCAUUUUAUCUCUGCGCUGGAAAAGGUUUGUGAGACCCUCGAAUGGAGGAUGAAUAACUCUUCCAAGCCAGAUAGCGAGAAACCUUCUCCAACCUCUGAGGCCGGAGGUGGCGAUGCCGACCUCGACAUGUUCCUCAAUAAAUUUGCUGUACUCACCGUCGAGGAACCGCAAGAGCCUCAACAAGAACAGCGGAAAACCCCCGAAUCGAAGCAGGUUGUGAAGGUGGAGCUGGUUGAGAACGACGAGGAUGAGGCAACGGAUUCAUAUUUCGGCCUCAUAUUCUUCAAGACAUACUGCUUGUUCCAGGAUUUAUACAACAUGCGGGCAUUUAUCUCUCAUACCUGGUCAGAAUACCGAGACAAGAAAAUCGAUCUUAUGAACGCUGCUGUCGUGACUGAUAGUGCUUUGCAACUUGCACGGGAUCUUGUGCAGGAGGUGGCGGACGACUGGAGCACUUCCAUCCCCUCGCCUGUUGGUGACCUCCAGAAACUGGUCUUCAAUAUCGCCUGUAUGACAAGGGGCAUUGAUGCGACCCCAUCUGCUGAAAUCGGUCUGCCAUACAAUAAAUACAUGUCCGAUGUGGCCGAGUGGUGCUAUUUGCCAACAUCGAUCUUACUGGAAUCGUUCGCAGAUGUUCUGCAGGAUGAUCAUCUGCCGGUCUUCAAGAAAGGCUAUUUCGGUACUUACGAUGUCAAGGCGAACAGAGAGAGGAUGCCUGUGGGUCAGAAAUUCAACGAAGACAAAAUCAUUCUUCUUCAGCUGCUGCCAGAGUUCUGCUUGAUUGAUAAAUCUGGUAUUCGUAUGCUUACACCCGAUGCGAUUACUACAGGCCUUCUUGAAUUUUGCAAGACCAAAGAGGUUACUCCAUGGCUUUGCUUCGCUUCCCAGGUCCUCCUUGACGUUCAUCAUAUCAUGCGUCACAGCACUUUAGGUGCAUUUGAAGAUCUUCGGAUAUCUGGACUGCGCAUUCAAAAAACCAUUGAUGACUACUUGAAGGUUUCCAAAUCACACCCGCAGCCCCAAUUCUGGCCUAAGGAGGGUGAUGACGAAAUCAAAGCUAUCCGCUUCGCAGUGGAUUCAUGGAUUAUGCAGGAUCCCUUCUCAGAACUGAGACGUCUUUCGAUGCCAGGCAAUAAUGCACCAGAAAACCAUGUGCUUUUCUCCCAGCAUGCCAUCCUUUGUGGCCUGAGCUUGUUUCAUCUCAACACCCGGAUGCAGUCUGUUGGCCAACAGCUCGUGACUCAAUGGUAUGAUGUCCAGCAACUGGCUUUCUUGUACAAUCUUGCAAAGACCGAAUCCCAUAAGAACUUGAGUUGGCCUGAUAUGGAGACUUUCAUUAAGAUUCACGGCGAGUCUCAUAUAUUCAUUGGUUCUCGGCCAAAGAAUGCUAGCGAGUCUUUGAAUAGGCUUGAAUUGGCCACAGGCAUAUCCUCCGCUGCCAGGUUUGCUCGCGAUUCCCGCAACAGAGAAGAUUUCCAUCGCCCUGAUGGGAAGAAUCCCAGAGUAUUGACGCCAACAACUACGAUCGCGAACUUGUUCCGGGACCAGUAUGUCCCUGGUUUUAGGCAGGAUGGCGGCAUUAGAAACAUUGACAAUGUUCUGGAUACGCUUUCGCAUGAACCGUCUCUCAAGGUGCCCAGCAAGGAGCUUCAGCCAUCCAAUCCGCAAGUCAUGUUCCAACGGAAGUGGUCCAAUACCCGCAACAUCGGCACCCUGCAACUUCUCGCCCUUUUGAAGAGCAGGUUGUUCGACGAGGAGCCUGUACUGCUGUUCAACUACUUCGGCAUGCACAAGCGCUCCCUAGAGCUGCUGAGGCUGAUCAAAGCGAAAGAGCACCGCAAGUUUGUCCAAUAUUUCACGGCUGCGUAUAUGCCUGACGAAUCUCUCAUCUCAAACAUUGUAAUUUUGAUCCAUCACGUUGCGCGAGGCUCGGCACAAGGUGCGCGUGCAAUGGGACUCUCCGUCAACACUGGCAGUCGAAUUGUUAUGAGCUGUGGCGAUGUCAUGCAGGAGUAUCUGCGGAAGAAUGGAGAUGUGGCAUGCAAAGAGCUGAGGGUUUUCUGCAAGAACAAAAGGCCAAUCCAGGAUGAGAUUGAUUGCGAUAAGGGCAGGUCUGAAGAGUUUUCCUAUUGGUUUGGCAUUGAAGAGGCUUUGGAACCAAAGGUUCUCGCCUCGCUCAUGACUGGGAUCCCAAUAGCUUAG